AUGAAAGGGGAGACCCCUGUUAACAGCACUAUGAGCAUCGGGCAAGCCCGCAAGAUGGUGGAGCAGCUGAAGAUUGAAGCCAGUUUGUGCCGGAUAAAGGUAUCCAAGGCGGCAGCAGACCUGAUGACUUACUGUGAUGCCCACGCCUGUGAAGACCCCCUCAUCACCCCCGUGCCCACUUCGGAGAACCCCUUUCGGGAGAAAAAGUUCUUCUGUGCCCUCCUCUGA
Molecule: messenger RNA, 228 nt
Organism: Chrysochloris asiatica (Cape golden mole)
Lineage: Eukaryota; Metazoa; Chordata; Mammalia; Afrosoricida; Chrysochloridae
Gene: GNG3
Product: guanine nucleotide binding protein (G protein), gamma 3
Exons: 2
Coding region: 1-228 (75 amino acids)
Biological process (GO): G protein-coupled receptor signaling pathway
Cellular component (GO): heterotrimeric G-protein complex
Molecular function (GO): G-protein beta-subunit binding
Source: RefSeq, a predicted model, not a curated record